This is a messenger RNA of Brugia pahangi, 762 nucleotides long. NCBI's taxonomy places the organism in Eukaryota, Metazoa, Nematoda, Chromadorea, Rhabditida, Onchocercidae. The record is from the annotation of a GenBank genome assembly.
AUGACCUUUGAAUAUGAUGAAAAUAAUCGUAUUAGUGGUUUUACCCUAUCAAUUUCUGUACCACCUUAUUCAAGACCAACUUAUUCAUUUGUGCUCGAUUGGGAGAAGCAAAAAAGACGAAAAAGGUCGUUAUCAAAUGAAAUGAAAGUAAAAAGUAAUAAUAUAGAACAUUUAAGCUCAGAAAGAACAAUUAAGGAUGAUAAUUCAUUUUCGUCAGCAGAUAAUUCAACUAUCAGUAAAUUAUCAACGAUGAAAGAUGAACAAAGAUUUAGUAGAAAUAGCUAUUCUGAAUCCGAGCAAAAGAUGCAAAAUGAAGAGAAAACACAAUGUGAUAGUACGAAAAAUCAAACUUAUGAUAAUUUGGAAAGUUAUAAACAAUCAAUCGAUCAUAAUAUCAAUCGAUACAAAGAAUUGAAUAAUACGCUCCGAUCAAAAAAGCAUCGCCGUGAUUCAAUGAUUCAAUUAAAUGUAAUCAUUCGACAUUAUGCAAAUAAUAGUGAAAUAAUUGAAAAUUUUAUUACUGAUAAAGUGAUAAAUUCAUUAACUUUAAUUGAUGCACUCAGAUUUGUGCUUCGUAAUGCAACGAUUUCAUUAAUUGAUAAUGAUUACGGACGUCUAUAUUUAUUUCCUGAUAACAAAACCAAUGAUAAAGUGCAUGAAUUACGAUAUGAUCGAAAUCGUUAUAAAUUGUUAGCGAAAUUUUGCAAAUUCAAAAAUGAAUGUACAUUAUUACUCGAUUUAACUAAUACAUUCAUCAAGUAA